AGCUGUCAUUUCACAUCGUGGACAAAUAAAAACACACAUCAUCUUUUGUGUUUUUCUUUGUUGUCGAUCCAAGCUACUCCCAUCGGGGUAGGUCAAUUUACAACGCUUUUAGUGAAAUUAAAAAAAAACACAAAGUUGCAAAUUAAACUUAAUUAAAAAAAAUUCUGUUAAAAUGUCAAAUUUACGUGAAACAUACAACUGGAUCGAUGAGUUCUGUGAUAAAAAACUUACACUACCACCAGCCACCAAUCGCUAUAUUGAAAUUGUCUUUGAUGACGAGAAAUGUGGUGAAAACAAGGCUCCAGAGCACGCACAGUUUAGAACAACAUUACCGUUUGCACGUACCGAAUGCUUUGCAGCUAAUUUCAUUGAUGUAAAACAACUAAUCAACAAUGAUGGCGAUGAAUCGAUAAAAAAUGUAUAUGAGCUCACGCUGCAAAUCAAGAAUAAAACCAUUGACUACUUGCCAGGAGACACUGUUGGAAUUUUGGCUCAAAAUAGUGACGAAGACAUAAAUAAAAUCUUUCAAAAUAAUUCAGAGCUUAAAGCCAAAUCCCAUGAAUCGCUGCAUCUGAAAUUGUUUACCGAAAAGGCAGAACAAAAGAAAGUGCCAAAAUUGCCAAUUUAUUUGCCAGUUUGUAAAACAACACUCUAUCAAUUGUUUCAAGAGUGUGUCGAUUUGUAUGCAUUUCCAAAGAAAACAUUUCUUGCGGCUCUGGUUAACUACAACUGUUUGAAUAAUGUUACUGAACGACGUUUUCUCGAAAUAUUAGCUUCACGCGAAGGUUCUUCUUUGUACGCCACUGAAAUUCUACAAAGACAAACAACGUUCUACAUGCUGCUCAAUCGACUUCAAUCGUGGAGUUUCACCGUCGAAAAUGUUGGCAUUUUAUUUGAACAUUUACCACGUUUAAUGCCAAGACCAUAUUCAAUUUCAAAUAGUCCAAUUGCCGUGUCGACAUCAGUGUAUGAUCAAAAUUCAACUAUUUUAAAGAUUAUUUUCUCGCUAAAUAGUCCACCCGGCAUAACGACAAGCAUGCUGCAACAAUUGAUAUUCAAAUUCGAAGUAGAACGCACACUCGAUAGCAGCAAUCAGUUUGUAAAUAUUUAUUGGCGUCAAAGCAAUCGCUUUCAAUUGACCGACGAAGAUUUAGAAAGACCAUUGAUUAUGAUUGCAAUAGGAACAGGCGUCGCACCGUUCAUUGGAUUUUUGGAACAUAUUCAGGAACAUAGAAAGAGGAAUUGCACAUCAAAAAUACCAUUUACUUGGCUCAUUUUUGGGAGUCGUCAUAAGAUGAAGCAACUAUGUGAACAUAAAUUGAAUGAAUUUCUUCAAAAUGGAACACUUUCAAAGCUUAGCGAGUGUUUUUCACGAGAUCCGAAUUCAAACAUGAAAUACGUUCAAGAUUGUGUUCGAAAUGAAGACAUGCAGAUUGCCAACUUUUUGGUGUCAGAUGAUGAAAAUAGAAGCGGUGGUAAGAUUUUCGUUUGUGGCAAUAAAAAAAUGUCAACAGAUGUACGGGCUGCCAUUGAAGAGAGUCUUUUAAAGACCGAUGUAUGCAGUGCAACCGACGAUGCCAAACAAAUAAUUAAUGAAAUGAUUAAAAGCGGACAAUAUAUCGAAGAUAUAUGGAUUUAAUACACUCAAAGUUUUGACUACUCAAAAUAUACGUUUUCCUUAUUUAUUGAUAAAAACGAUAUUGCUUUUCUUACUAACAUUUUUUAUACAAAUAAAAAACCAGUCAAUAUCUCGUUUAAAUUUAUACAAUAGUUAUUUGAAUGCAUCGAAUAAAUGUUCAGCGGUGGCUUUGAUUUCAUCAAAA
Messenger RNA from Contarinia nasturtii (swede midge), 1823 nucleotides. RefSeq names its product methionine synthase reductase. NCBI's taxonomy places the organism in Eukaryota, Metazoa, Arthropoda, Insecta, Diptera, Cecidomyiidae. The transcript has 3 exons. Gene Ontology annotation, biological process: homocysteine metabolic process. The coding region runs from base 173 to 1639 and encodes 488 amino acids. Gene Ontology annotation, cellular component: cytosol. Gene Ontology annotation, molecular function: [methionine synthase] reductase (NADPH) activity; FMN binding; flavin adenine dinucleotide binding. The record is from RefSeq and is a predicted model, not a curated record.